This is a messenger RNA of Panicum virgatum (switchgrass), 1328 nucleotides long. RefSeq names its product UPF0548 protein At2g17695-like. NCBI's taxonomy places the organism in Eukaryota, Viridiplantae, Streptophyta, Magnoliopsida, Poales, Poaceae. Bases 232 to 921 code for a protein of 229 amino acids. The record is from RefSeq and is a predicted model, not a curated record. The transcript is spliced from 5 exons.
UCGUCGCCCGCCCAGGCCUCCGCAGCCGCUCCGCCGGAGGUGCCCCGAGUCCGGCGCACCGCCUCCCUAUCGCGCGGCGGCGCUGGCCCCCUUCCCCCACCGCAAGCCUCCUCGAGUCCUCGACCGCUUCAACCCAGCCGCUCUUCGUCCCCGGAGAUAUAACCCAUCGUUAGUGGAAACCUUCCUCCUGGGUUUGAUUCAAGUACAGGCCACAGAGUGCUGCAAGAAGCCAUGGUGUGGGGAGGUCUGUUCUUGAGCUUGGGUCGGCCCACGCAGGAGCAGCAGAAGUCCUGCCUUGCAGCGGCCGGUGGCUUCAACUACGACGCAGAUCUCCGUGGCGCCACACGCCUGAUAUCAGCAUCGGCCUCAACCGCUGAAUCUGCUGCUGGUGCUGCUGAAACAAGUGAUAAGGCUCUUAUGGAGCGCGGCUUCUUUGUGAACCGAUCGCGUGUUCUGAUUGGAUCAGGUGCCGACACCUUCGUCCAGGCCAAAACCGCACUCCUGUCUUGGAGGUUUCCGGGAAAUGGUUUUUGCAGGCACUUGUCACUGGGGUGGGCGAAUGUGGAGCCGGAGACGGUGGUGAAGGUGGGAACCAGGUUCUGCAUCUGCUACAAGGAGGUGAUCCCCUGGGUGAUGCUGCCGCUGCAAAUUGCCUAUGUGAUGGACGGCUCCAAGUCCAAGGGGAGCAGAAGCAUGUUUGCUUUCGGUAGCGGCACGCUGCAAGGCCAUCUGCUGGCCGGGGAGGAGCGUUUCUCAGUGGAGGUGGACGAGGAGGAUCGGGUGUGGUACGAGGUUGUGUCCCUGUCGAAGCCAGCCCACGUCCUCGCCACACUCUGCUACCCCUACGUGCAGCUCAGGCAGAAACAUUUCGCGCACCAAUCGGGUCAGGCCAUCCGCAAGCAUCUAUCCACCGCCAAGUAGCUACCUGCUCUAGCUAGCUGGCUGCUCAUUUCUUUGUUGAUGACAUGACAUGAGUAAGCAGUAACAAAGGUUUAGUUCUGAUGGAUGGGAUCAUCUGCCUCUCUCUUGAUCCACCCAACCCAAGAAUAUACAGAUAUAUGUACUGGUGGCCGGGAAGGUUGGCACGUCGUGCGCAGGAUCGCGCCUCUAUAUAAUUUAGCAUGUAUCUUUGUCCCUUUCUUUUUAGAUAGAAAAGGCAGGAGGCAAGAAAGUUAAGAUGACCUGUCCAUAGCGAUUGACGAGAUGUGGUACAUACUGGUGAAUGACUAUUUACCCAGCAACAAUCCGGAUGACAUGAGGGUAAAUAGUAGGUUGUCACUUUGUGUAUCCUAUUUGAAAUGCAUGAGUCACAUAUGAUUUCCCUUAUC